ACACAAUUAAAUGUGUCUUAUAAGGGUAGAUCUAUUAGCACUGCUCUGUCCUUUCUCUUCGACUGCGUAACCAUUCUUUGCUGACACGGCACAAUCAAUAUGUAUUUUUUGCACGAGCCGCAUCACAACAUCCUUCGAUAAGAAGAUGCAUUCCCACAUCCUGGACUGUUACGUUAUCUGCGGCAAUGCAAGUGGAAAUAGAACAAGAUGAGUCUCUCUGAGUGCGCAGGGCCCUCGGUGUCAAGUGGACACCGUUGCAGCUUGAAAGCGUGUGUUGGGAUUUGGUUACCUCUCUAAACCAGACAAAUGGAUUGAUAAACCGCUACUAAAUGUAAUGCUGAUGGACUGCCUAAAAAGAGGUCGUAUUUUUGGUUUUGAUGAGUUUCUGCUUCCAGUCAUAUAAGUGAAACCUCAGAAUUUUUUUUUCUUAUUUUUAACAUGUUCAGUUUCUUAGCAUAUGAUCAGCAAUAAUGCCAAUACCCUGUGUAAGCAUUUUCACAACCGAACCUGCAGAGCUUGUGUUUUCGUUUAGUUCAUUGGAGAGAAUGUCGGGGGGGGGAAAAUAACUGUAGAAGCAUAGUACCAGAUGGCAGGUUCUGUGCUGAUGCAAACACGAGCUGACAGAAAAAUCUCUUCACCCACAAAACUGUAUCGCACUAUAUAACAAAAUAUAUAACUGCUUUUUUCCCUCUUCCUCAGAUUACAAACUGAAUCCAAACGUAGCAUACAGCUGCCUGAAUGAUAACCAGGAGGAGAGAGACCCUGCCAGAAUCUUCAGCGUGGCACUGGUUGAGGUGUCCCCUCCGUGUCCUGCUAUCCAACCAGGCUGAUAGGCGGCGCUAGCGACCACACAGGCGAUGGAGGUGCCGCUUGUUAAUUUUGAGAACAUGGACGAUGUCGGCAUCCACCUGGGAGACCCAAGUGACUCCGGGUACCCGACGUCACCCCCGUCAGAGGUCCCCGAUCAGAAUCUGUUAACCCACCGUCUGAGCUCUCCUCACCAGUCGCCACGCAGGGGACGACGUAGGCAUCAUUCUGGUCAAGAAGGGCCGUCGCCAUCCUCUCCUCCGACUCUGACCGCAAAAGCGAACUCCAGCAGCGGCAGUUUGAUCUCUAAUCUGAAGCUCCUGAUCAACAGCGAGUCCCCCGCCGACAGUAAAAUGGCGAGGGAUUGCUACGACAACGAGGACUUGUUUGAAAAGCACUUCAUUGAAGAAAAAGACGAGAGAGUUGUCAUCAAUAUUUCAGGCCUGAUGUUCGAGACCCAGCUCAGCACCCUGAAUAAGUUUCCAGAGACGCUGCUAGGUGACCCCAUGAAGAGGAUAAACUACUUUGACCCGAUGAAAAACGAGUACUUCUUUGACAGAAACCGCCCGACUUUUGAUGGUAUUCUGUACUACUAUCAGUCGGGGGGGAGAAUCCGCAGACCAGCCAACGUUCCUUUAGAUGUUUUUGCAAAUGAAAUCGUUUUCUACCAGUUGGGUCAUGAAGCGAUGGAGCAGUUCCGCGAAGACGAAGGGUUUGUCAAAGAGCCGGAGGUCCUUUUGCCCACCAACGAAAUCAAACGACAAUUCUGGCUCCUGUUUGAAUACCCAGAAAGCUCCAGUGCAGCCAAAUCUGUCGCUCUGGUUUCUGUGUUCGUCAUCGUCAUUUCCAUUGUCAUCUUCUGCCUAGAGACUCUGCCAGAGUUCAGGGACGACACUAACUUUACCCCGGGUUUAACCCAACUCAUCAACGGUACUCAAGUCGGUUCUGCCCCUCAUCCCGCCACUAAAGACGUGUUUGCGUAUCUAACAGACCCAUUUUUCAUCCUGGAGACUAUUUGCAUCAUUUGGUUCUGCUUUGAAGCUGGAGUCCGCUUUGUGGUGUGCCCCAGCAAAAGGGAUUUCUUCAAUAACAUCAUGAACAUCAUUGACAUUGUCUCCAUAAUUCCCUACUUUGUCACCCUUGGAACAGAGCUGGCUACGACCCCCGAUGAGGAUUUGAACUCCAGUCAGAACAUGUCCCUGGCAAUCCUAAGAAUCAUCCGUCUGGUGAGAGUUUUCAGAAUUUUUAAGCUCUCCCGACACUCGAAAGGGCUUCAGAUCCUGGGGCAGACAUUGAAAGCCAGUAUGAGGGAACUUGGGCUGCUCAUCUUCUUCCUUUUUAUAGGAGUCAUCCUAUUCUCAAGUGCUAUCUACUUUGCAGAAGUGGAUGAGCCCCAGACGCAGUUUGUUAGCAUCCCUGACGGCUUCUGGUGGGCUGUGGUGACAAUGACCACUGUGGGGUACGGAGACAUGUGCCCGAGCACUAUAGGAGGCAAAAUGGUCGGCACCCUCUGUGCCAUUUCCGGUGUCCUGACCAUCGCUUUGCCCGUCCCCGUCAUCGUCUCCAACUUUAACUAUUUCUACCACCGUGAGACCGAGCAGGAGGAGAAACAGGUGGUGGAUGCAGCGGCAGAGGCUGCCCUGAAAAUGUCAGCUGCGAACAAUUAUGGAAGCACACCCUCUUUAAACAAAAGUAACGGCACCUGGCAGAAUGAGAAAAACGGCACACACUAAUAGAGAAAGCAUUCAUAUGUAUCAAGGGCAUGAAAAACAUAUCCAGUGGUGAGUUCAUCUUUCUCACUCUUUUGUACUCCGAAAAUGGCAGCAUUUGUGCGUAUUAUGACAGUAUUAAAAGGCCCCGUGUGGUGAGACAGCCUUGACACAAGUUGUCUGUCUGCUUGUGGAUGUGUCAAAGUGCAAUUAACACAACUCAGCAACUACUGUAUAAUUAUCAUCUUUCAUCCAGUGCAAUUUGAAGAAAAAGGUGGUGGCUCAUUUGAGCUAUUAGCAUUUCAAAUGUAGACGGUGAGAGUAAACAAGCUGUAAGUGUUGACCAGAAUUAUCCUGGAGGGUCUGUAUAACAGCACGUUUAUCCCACAAGAGAAAAUGAAAAAGAAAACGGUCUAAACUGGAAGUAUACUCAGAGCUCAAAGUUCGUCUUCCCUUCUUCGUAGUCAGCAAAACCUAGAUAGAACUUGGCUGGAUUUUCAAGGGCAGGCGAAUGCGUCCUGUGAAAGGCAAGAGGAUAUGAGUGCACACAUUGUCUUAUCAGCAAAUCAAUACUUCUCCUUAUGACACAGCAUAACAAUAUCUGUGCAAUAAGUAGUUGGCACAUUUGCACGUUUGCACUUCUGCUAUUACUCUUGUAGCUGCAAAAUAUAAAUCUGCACUAAGUAGUUGCAUGCAGCUUUUAAAGUCACAUGUUAUUUUUUCAUGUAAUCUAUUAUUUGGCAUUUUGUAACCAGAUUAUCACCUUCUGAUUGUAUCACAAUGUGAAUUUACCCUUUAAGAACCAUAUCAAUUCAUUGCAAUGGAAGCUUAUUUUCCUAAUAUACUGUAUCUUGAGCGCUUUUUUGGAGCUUUACACCAUCAUGAGAUGAGAUAC
Molecule: messenger RNA, 3411 nt
Organism: Anarrhichthys ocellatus (wolf-eel)
Lineage: Eukaryota; Metazoa; Chordata; Actinopteri; Perciformes; Anarhichadidae
Product: potassium voltage-gated channel subfamily A member 10-like
Exons: 1
Coding region: 858-2540 (560 amino acids)
Biological process (GO): potassium ion transmembrane transport; protein homooligomerization; action potential
Cellular component (GO): membrane; voltage-gated potassium channel complex
Molecular function (GO): protein binding; delayed rectifier potassium channel activity
Source: RefSeq, a predicted model, not a curated record